Penicillium malachiteum is the source of this 186-nucleotide messenger RNA. RefSeq lists its product as uncharacterized. The transcript is spliced from 2 exons. NCBI's taxonomy places the organism in Eukaryota, Fungi, Ascomycota, Eurotiomycetes, Eurotiales, Aspergillaceae. The record is from RefSeq and is a predicted model, not a curated record. The coding region runs from base 1 to 186 and encodes 61 amino acids.
AUGCCUGAUCAUUUGAAUUAUCCUGAUCAAGACGUAAACUCGCAAAUCCGGUCUCAGCCAACAGAGCGAAAUCGCGGUGUGAUUGCGCGAAUGCAGAUAUUCCCAGAUAUCACACGAGUACCAGGCUGUAAAGAGCAUUGGAUCUUCACCAGAUCCAGCGAGAAAUGCGGCAAGUUGUGGGUCUAG